Acipenser ruthenus (sterlet) is the source of this 2435-nucleotide messenger RNA. Its product is annotated as leucine-rich repeat-containing protein 15-like. Gene Ontology annotation, molecular function: protein binding. NCBI's taxonomy places the organism in Eukaryota, Metazoa, Chordata, Actinopteri, Acipenseriformes, Acipenseridae. Gene Ontology annotation, cellular component: extracellular matrix. Bases 269 to 2038 code for a protein of 589 amino acids. The transcript is spliced from 2 exons. The record is from RefSeq and is a predicted model, not a curated record.
AGUUAAUUCAAAACAAAAUGUAAAAACACAUGCAAUAUGUGUGAAAGCAAGUAUCUGAUUGAUUGUCAGACCUUUACAUCCCCAUGCUCACAAUAAACACGUCUGAGUCUCUGAACUAGUAGACCUCGCCUUCAUCUGCAGUUGACAGAUACGCUUCCCUCUCAGCCCUGUGGCACUGCACCCCCACUGCUGCUGUGAUCAGUCUUCUUUAACCUUUGUGAGGGUCUCUGCUUCUGAAGUCAGCGCUUUCACAGGAAAGAAAGGCUCCAUGGAGGUGGCAUGCUACAUAUAUUUAUUCAUCGGUCUUCAAGCUGCAUCUUGUGUUCUUGGCUGCCCAGAUGGAUGUAAGUGUUCAAAUCAGCGUGUCACAUGUGCAGGAAAGGCAGUGACGCGGGUCCCGUCACCACUGCCCUUCGAUACACUUCGACUUGAUCUAAUCGGCACCCAAAUCCCAUCUCUGGAAGCGAGCACGUUCCAGGAUCCUCCUCCAGCACUUACUGCACUUAAUGUAAACGAAAAUGAAUUCUCUCACAUCUCACCCGGUGCAUUCGACAGUCUAACUAACCUUCAGUAUCUUAUUUUAAGUUCAAAUCAACUGCAAGAGUUACCUGCUGGGCUGUUAAAUAAGCUUGUGAAUCUCGAGAGACUUAUGCUUUUCCACAAUAAACUGCAGAAAAUCGACUCUGGCCUGUUUGCUACACUCUCUAAACUGAGAGACCUCCAACUCCAAGAAAAUGAACUUAGUGCCAUACCAGAAGAAGCUUUCCACCAGCUGGUCAGUCUCCAAACGCUCCACCUUGGCAGGAACAACAUUACCCACCUUCCAGCCAACAUUUUCAAAACACUGACCAAGCUUCAAACCCUAAAACUUCUAGAUACCCAACUGAGGCACAUUCCAGCUGGAAGCUUUGAUAACUUAAACCUGGUAGAACUUUAUUUACAAGAUAACCAUAUAGAACACCUGCACUGGGGUCUGUUUUCCAAGCAGCUGAACUUGAAGAAACUGUACCUGUCUAACAAUCAAAUAUCCGUGCUGCCUGAAGGAAUCUUCCUUAAUUUGCCUAAUCUCACCAAAUUUACCCUUUUUGAAAAUCAAUUGACAGAUCUCCCCAGUGGCGUAUUUGGUCCCAUGCCCCACCUCAGGGAUCUUUGGCUAUAUGACAACAAAUUAGUUCACAUUUCAGACAACGUGUUUAGCAACUUAACCAAUUUGGAAAUACUGAUCUUGAGCAGAAACCACAUCAGCAGCAUCUCCAAAGACGCAUUCAGCGGCUUGACCAAACUUGCUGAAGUGUCUCUGCACACUAACAAGCUGACCAGCUUGGAUGAAGGCACGUUCCGAGGCAUGGACAAGCUCCAGAAUAUCUCUCUCCAAAACAAUCACCUGCGGUCACUGCCGCGAAACCUGUUCAGAAACCUUUCUAAAUUAACAGAAGUCCAGCUUCAAAAUAAUUCCCUCGAGAGCCUUCCACAGGAGCUGCUGGACUCCUUUGAGCCACUGACCAAAGUGAAUCUCUGCGAUAACCCCUGGAAGUGUGAUGAGAAUAUUGCACCUCUCAGAAACUGGAUGAUAUCGCACCGGUCCAAGGUGCUCAAUAUCAGCCGAGUUACUUGCUAUAGCCCUGAUUCCCUGAGGGGUAUUCCUAUUACAAGCUUAACAGAUGACCAGUUGAAGACAAGCCAGGAAGAACAGACCACUAACACAGAAGAGACUACAGUGAUAGCUACCACUGGAGACAUGAGUCACAGUGUGACAGCCACCUCAUUCCACCCACAGGCAACCAGAUCCUCUCCCACUUUGAAAACCUACCCCUCUCCCUCAUUGAAAACCACACCCGCCACCUCAAACAAAGGUGAAGACACCGAGGAUGAACAUGGGCAGAAUAAGGGCCUCAAGAAAGAGGUUCUGAUCACAAUCAUUGUGCUGGUCUGUACCGUUGUCAUCUCUGCUGUGAUCAUCUACAUAGCAUGCCGGAGUAAAGAAAUACGCUCUGGUGCUGAAUUAACACAAGUGACCAAAAGGAAUGAAGUCAUUUAAACAAACAAACAAAAAAUGAUAUAAUCAUGUAACUAUUUCCAAAGCUUACCUGUAGUGGACCAGUGGGUGAAACAGUUUUAUCUUGUAUACUGUCUCUUUGAAAACAAUUGCAUCUUCAUCAUCUCCAGUCAUGCUUGUAGUGAUUAGAGCAAACGUAUUCUAUGUUAACGGGGAAGGACUCUGGUUGGAAUCUAACAAAAUGAAUGGUUUAUCUACUAAUAUCUAUAAUACCAUGGUUGUUUAUAGUUUGCUAGCUUUAUUUUAUUUCUGUUUACUUUUAUUUUUUAUUAAAAAGAAAAUUCAAGUAUAUGUUGCAUGCAGAAGACCAAUGCAAUCUGAAAAUACAUGAUGCUAUUUUUGUAUAUUACUGUUCAGUACAUUAAAAUAAAUGAUGCUA